Messenger RNA from Alternaria arbusti, 654 nucleotides. RefSeq lists its product as uncharacterized. The transcript has 2 exons. NCBI's taxonomy places the organism in Eukaryota, Fungi, Ascomycota, Dothideomycetes, Pleosporales, Pleosporaceae. The record is from RefSeq and is a predicted model, not a curated record. The coding region runs from base 1 to 654 and encodes 217 amino acids.
AUGUCCAGCACGUCGCACUUUCAGCAACCUCCACCUUCCCUCCCACCGGCCAAUUCUACCCUCGGCUUUGGUGCUAUCCUUGCAGUAUCACACUCCAGCUCACCACGCCGACCCAGUCUACUAUGGGCUGCCAACCUAACAGAUAUCGAGAUUGUGAUCUUUCGGCAGAAGGAGUGGGGUGUGGGUGAUGUCGAGAAGCUGAAGACGAAGGAAGGUAGUAGUCUAAGCACUGGAAGUGCGAAAGCCUGGUUGGGACAUUUGGAGGUUUUGAGAUGGUUCCUCGCCUCAAGCCACGAGACAGCUCUGAUCAUCGAAGACGACACUGAUUUCGACAUCUUCAUCCGGCAAUCCCAGGUCCCACUCCUGGCAUCCGCUGUCCGCUCUUUGCUCGACACGAGUGCCACUGACAACUCGUCAUCAGCAUACUGGGCUUCCACCAAUAGCUGGGACCUCCUCUACCCCGGCCACUGCGACGACUUAAUCUCCACGGCCUACCUCUCCCAGCCUUCCUUCUGUACCGCGACCCCACCGUGCCGCCCACUCCCCUCCUUCACCCAGACACCGCUCUUUUUCUCUCCUCUCUAUCUAUACCAUCAAAAGCUCGGUUGCUACACAGAAGCUUUUGGCCGUUCUGCACAUUUGCCUACGCCGUGA